UGAGGCAGAAGCAGAAGCAACAGAUAAGUGGUUGAGUGAACUGCAAGAUGGAUAGGGUUUGCAGUGCCCCCAGCAGUGCUGAUACCAAAUGCCUUUAAGAUACAGCCUUUCCCAUCCUAAUCUACAAAGGAAACAGGAAAAAGGAACUUAAAACUCCCUGUGCUCAGACAGAAAUGAGACUGUUACCGCCUGCUUCUGUGCUGUUCCUUCUUGCCUCCAACUUGUAAACAAGAGUGAGUAGAACAUGCGGAUGGAAAGUCACAAGGCUCUGGGUUUUUGAGAGGCUCCCGGGGACUCAUGCACAUCUGUGGGCGCUGGAUGGCGAGAUCUGGGGCAGCAUGGACUCUUUAGCCGGCUUGCUUCUCUACGGAGUCAGCUUGCUCCUUUCUGGAACAGUGGAAGCUGCCAUGGAUCUGAUCUUAAUCAAUUCCCUACCUCUUGUGUCUGAUGCUGAAACCUCCCUCACCUGCAUUGCUUCUGGAUGGCACCCCAAUGAGCCCAUCACCAUAGGAAGGGACUUUGAAGCCUUGAUGACCCAGCACCAAGAUCCACUGGAAGUGACUCAAGAUGUGACCAGAGAAUGGGCCAAAAAAGUGGUGUGGAAGAGAGAAAAGGCUAGUAAGAUCAAUGGUGCUUAUUUCUGUGAAGGGCGUGUUCGAGGACAGGCAAUAAGGAUAAGAACCAUGAAGAUGCGUCAACAAGCUUCCUUCCUACCAGCUACCUUAACUAUGACUGUGGACAAGGGAGAUAAUGUGAACAUAUCUUUCAAAAAAGUGUUAAUGAAAGAAGAAGAUGCAGUGAUUUAUAAAAAUGGUUCCUUCAUCCACUCAGUGCCCCGGCAUGAAGUACCUGAUAUUUUAGAGGUACAUCUGCCUCAUGCUCAGCCCCAGGAUGCCGGUGUGUACUCGGCCAGGUACAUAGGAGGAAACCUCUUCACCUCGGCCUUCACCAGGCUCAUAGUCCGGAGAUGUGAAGCGCAGAAGUGGGGUCCCAACUGUAACCGUCCCUGCACUGCUUGUAUGAACAAUGGUGUCUGCCAUGAAGAUACCGGGGAAUGUGUUUGCCCUCCUGGCUUUAUGGGAAGGACAUGUGAGAAAGCUUGUGAACCACACACAUUUGGCAGGACUUGUAAAGAGAAGUGUAAUGGACCAGAGGGAUGCAAGUCCUAUGUGUUCUGUCUCCCAGACCCAUAUGGGUGCUCCUGUGCCACAGGCUGGAGGGGGCUGCAGUGCAAUGAAGCAUGUCACCCUGGUUACUACGGACCAGAUUGUAAGCUGAGAUGCCGCUGCACCAAUGGGGAGAUGUGUGAUCGAUUCCAAGGCUGUCUCUGCUCUCAAGGAUGGCAAGGACUGCAGUGUGAGAGAGAAGGCAGGCCCAGGCAGACACCACAGAUAGAGGAUUUGCCAGAUCACAUUGAAGUAAACAGUGGAAAAUUUAACCCCAUCUGCAAAGCCUCUGGCUGGCCGCUACCUGCUAAUGAAGAAAUGACCCUGGUGAAGCCAGAUGGGACAGUGCUCCAACCGAAUGACUUGAACCAGACUGAUCGCUUCUCAGUGGCCACAUUCACCAUCCACCGAAUCCUCCCCCCUGACUCAGGAGUUUGGGUAUGCAGUGUGAACACCGUGGCUGGGAUGGUGGAAAAGCCUUUCAAUAUUUCUGUGAAAGUUCUUCCAAAGCCUCUGCAUGCCCCAAAUGUGAUUGACACCGGACAUAACUUUGCUGUCAUCAACAUCAGCUCUGAGCCUUACUUUGGGGAUGGACCAAUCAAAUCCAAGAAGCUUCUGUAUAAACCUGUUAAUCAUUAUGAAGCAUGGAGACACAUUCAAGUGACAAAUGAGAUUGUCACACUCAACUAUUUGGAACCUCGGACAGAAUAUGAGCUCUGUGUGCAGCUGGUGCGUCGUGGAGAGGGUGGAGAAGGGCAUCCUGGACCCGUGAGGCGUUUCACAACAGCUUCUAUCGGACUACCCCCUCCAAGAGGUCUCAGUCUCCUACCAAAAAGCCAGACCACACUAAAUUUGACCUGGCAACCUAUAUUCCCAAGCUCAGAAGAUGAAUUUUAUGUGGAAGUGGAGAGGAGGUCUGUGCAAAUAAAAAGCGAUCAGCAGAACAUCAAAGUUCCAGGCAACCUGACCUCAGUGCUACUUAACAACUUACUCCCCAGGGAGCAGUACGUUGUCCGGGCCAGAGUCAACACCAAGGCCCAGGGGGAAUGGAGUGAAGAUCUUACCGCCUGGACUCUUAGUGACAUUCUUCCUCCUCAACCGGAAAACAUCAUGAUCUCUAACAUUACAGACUCCUCAGCUGUGGUUUCUUGGAUGAUAGUGGAUGGAUAUUCUAUUUCUUCCAUUAUCAUCCGCUACAAGGUUCAAGGCAAGAAUGAAGACCAGCACAUUGAUGUGAAGAUCAAAAACGCCACCAUUACUCAGUAUCAGCUCAAGGGCCUUGAGCCCGAGACAUCUUACCAGGUGGAGAUUUUUGCUGAGAACAACAUAGGGGCAAGCAACCCACCCUUUUCGCAUGAGUUGAUCACCCUCCCUCAAUUGCAAGCAUCAGCAGACCUAGGAGGAGGGAAGAUGCUGCUCAUAGCCAUCCUUGGUUCAGCUGGAAUGACGUGCCUCACAGUGCUAUUGGCAUUUCUGAUCAUGUUGCAACUGAAGAGAGCAAAUGUCCAAAGGAGAAUGGACCAGGCCUUCCAGAAUGUGAGGGAAGAACCAGCUGUGCAGUUCAACUCAGGAACUCUGGCCCUGAACAGGAAGGCCAAAAACAACCCGGAUCCCACAAUUUAUCCAGUGCUUGACUGGAAUGACAUCAAGUUUCAAGAUGUGAUUGGGGAGGGCAACUUUGGCCAGGUCCUGAAGGCACGCAUCAAGAAGGAUGGGUUAAGGAUGGACGCUGCCAUCAAGAGGAUGAAAGAAUAUGCUUCCAAAGACGAUCAUAGGGACUUUGCUGGAGAACUAGAGGUUCUUUGUAAACUUGGACACCAUCCAAAUAUCAUCAAUCUUUUGGGAGCAUGUGAACAUCGAGGCUACUUGUACCUGGCCAUCGAGUAUGCCCCCCACGGAAACCUGCUGGACUUCCUGCGCAAGAGCCGCGUGCUGGAGACGGACCCUGCAUUCGCCAUCGCCAACAGCACGGCCUCCACGCUGUCCUCCCAGCAGCUUCUUCACUUCGCCGCAGAUGUGGCCCGGGGCAUGGACUACCUGAGCCAAAAGCAGUUUAUCCACAGAGACCUGGCUGCCAGAAACAUUUUAGUUGGUGAAAACUAUAUAGCCAAAAUAGCAGAUUUUGGACUGUCACGAGGUCAAGAAGUUUAUGUGAAAAAAACAAUGGGAAGGCUCCCUGUGCGCUGGAUGGCCAUUGAGUCCCUGAACUACAGUGUAUAUACAACCAACAGUGAUGUAUGGUCCUAUGGUGUGUUGCUCUGGGAGAUUGUUAGCUUAGGUGGCACCCCUUACUGUGGGAUGACAUGCGCAGAGCUUUAUGAGAAGCUGCCCCAGGGCUACAGGCUGGAAAAGCCCCUCAACUGUGAUGAUGAGGUGUAUGAUCUAAUGAGACAAUGCUGGCGGGAGAAGCCUUAUGAGAGGCCAUCAUUUGCCCAGAUAUUGGUGUCCUUAAACAGGAUGCUAGAAGAACGAAAGACCUACGUGAAUACCACACUAUAUGAGAAGUUUACCUACGCGGGAAUUGACUGCUCAGCUGAAGAAGCAGCCUAGGCCACAGCGCCGACAAGGAAGUACUGUUUCUCUCCACUGGCACCACAGAGCCUUGAUACCAGCACUAAGCAACAAGCCUCAGUCAAGAGCUGUGAUACGCACGUGUAUAUAUGUUUCUAUAUGUCUGGGACCUUCAACACAAAACCCAUGUGGAUCUGUAGUAUGUUUGGACUCCAAUAUGACUGUAUAUACUGUUUUGAGUCCUGAAGUCAGAAUGGCUAUUUGUAGUUUCAUAUAAUAUAUUUUUCUAAAAAUAUAGACUUCAUAGGAGGCAUGAGUACUGUUACUGUAAUGCAUCACUUGUUAUUGUCCUAGAUAUUUUUGGUAUUUACCUUGAUAAUUGAAUGCUAUAAAAUGUUGCCAUGUAGAUGUAAAAUACUGUUAAUAAUCCUAACAUUUCCCUUGAUAGCACAGGUCAGAAAAGUGAGGGACAUGCAUAAGUUCUAAUAGAAAAUGGGUUACUAUUUAAGAAGCUGAAAGAGACAAAGAAGUUCUCUCAGUGUGUCCUUCACCUGUAGAAGUCAGUUCAAUUUCAAUUGUUCAUAUGAAACUUUGCCUUGUGUUUCUAUAGUGCACAAGUCAUUCAAGAAUGUUAACAUCUGAAAAAAAAACUCUUAGAAAACUAAGAAUGUAUAGAGAAGUAUAAAGUCAAUAAAUAAAUUCAUGGGAUUUAUUUUUAUUUUC
Molecule: messenger RNA, 4400 nt
Organism: Jaculus jaculus (lesser Egyptian jerboa)
Lineage: Eukaryota; Metazoa; Chordata; Mammalia; Rodentia; Dipodidae
Gene: Tek
Product: TEK receptor tyrosine kinase
Exons: 23
Coding region: 339-3716 (1125 amino acids)
Biological process (GO): protein phosphorylation; multicellular organism development; endothelial cell proliferation
Cellular component (GO): signaling receptor complex; plasma membrane
Molecular function (GO): transmembrane receptor protein tyrosine kinase activity; protein binding; ATP binding
Source: RefSeq, a predicted model, not a curated record